GCAUCGCGUUGGGGACUGCGACUGGCCGCCAUCCCUGCGGUGGAUCCGCCCAGCAGUCCUACCGGCAUCGCUUGGAAAGAGAAUCGAGAAUCGCCUCGCAUCUUCAUUCUCCAGACAAGGACAAAUGAGAAUCCGGGGGCGGGCCGGCGAGAGACACGAGCGUUACAUUUGCUGCCAGUCUCGCUUCCAGCGUCGAGUCGAGACACCCACUAACCAGCUAAAUUCACACUAAAUGGGCACUAGACACACGCUAAUCCGAGCUAAUUACAGGCGAGCUGUUUGGUCCCUGGCUUGUCUGUCUGGUUUCCUCCAAUCACGCCCGCUCGCUGUCAUUGUCCAGUCCAACCCCCCUCGCCUGCGUCUGUAUAGCCAGCCGCUCUGUGACACACACCAUCCUCGCCUUCACCCCGAGGCCGUGGUCCCAAGAAAGAGCGAUGCGUCCAGCCGGGGCCAAACCCAACCCAUGCCAACGCAAUCUCCGGAGGCGACAAGCAUCCAUGGCGAUCGCCGGUCGUUAUGCCGCCACCAGCUCUGCAAAGCACCAGGAGGACCUGGAUCCAUGUCCCAAAUGUCCUUGAUCGCAAUAACGCUAAUUCUUGAUCCAAUCUUGCUAAGAAUAACAUGUCCAGGCCAGAGCUGCCCCUGAUUCCUGAUUCGUCUCGCCUCGGCCCCGUGUGUGCAUGUGAGGUAUUUCCUGCCCACCCGCCGGGGUUAUAUAUAGGGCUUUCCUGCUCCUGCUCUGGCUGCUUCUCUCCAGUAGUCAACUCGAACUGGUCCUUUCGUUACACAGCUUCGGUCCCGGGCAUUCGUUUAUAAC
Messenger RNA from Aspergillus versicolor CBS 583.65, 817 nucleotides. RefSeq lists its product as uncharacterized. Bases 233 to 646 code for a protein of 137 amino acids. The record is from RefSeq and is a predicted model, not a curated record. NCBI's taxonomy places the organism in Eukaryota, Fungi, Ascomycota, Eurotiomycetes, Eurotiales, Aspergillaceae. The transcript has a single exon.